AUGUCAGUUAAUCCCGCAAACCCACCAAGACCUGCUCUUCGAGCAGCGGACAAGGAGACUUUUGCAUAUAUCACUGCAACGCAUAGAUGGCAAGAUAUCAUAAAAAAAGCCAUCGAUAAUAUUAAUGAUUCUCUUAAUUCUUCUGAAAUUGAUAAGAACGAAGAAGGAAAAAAAAUCAUUGCAUCUAUGGAAGAAUUGAUAAAUCAAAUUCAAAGAAAAGAUCAAUUAAUUCAAAUUGAUGAUGAUGGAAGAUCUGAUAUUGUAACUUGGGCCAAUAUUCUAAAUACUUAUUUUAAAAAUGAAACUUGGUUCACUGCAACUUGGUUAUUCGCUGAAUGUUAUUUAUAUCGUCGAAUUAUUUCUAUAAUUACAAAUACUAAAUAUUGGAGAAAUUUUGAUCCUUUUUUUCGUCAAAAAGAAGAUUCUUUUAAAUUAUCUUUUUCUAAAAUAAUUGAAUUUUCAAAACGUAUAGAUGAAUUAAUUUCUUCCUCAAAAUUGAUUAUAAAUAAUAAGAUUAUCUUUUUUGAACUUGCUCAAAUAUCACUUUGGGGAAAUGCGACUGAUUUAUCUAUGUUACCAAAUUUUGGUACUAAUAAUAAUCAAGAUAUUGAAAUAAAAUCAUUAGAAAAUUCGGAAAAAUUUAUUUUGGUGAACGAUUUGGAAAAGGCAUGGAAAUGGUUAUCAAAAUUUAAUAAUGUUAGAAUUGAUUUUGUUCUUGAUAACGCUGGGUUUGAAUUAUAUGGUGAUUUAAUUUUCUCUGAUUGGUUAAUUCAAUCUGGAUAUGCUUCAGAAAUUCAUUUACACUUAAAACCAAUUCCAUGGUUCGUCUCAGAUACAACAUUAAACGAUUUUAAUUGGUUACUUAAAAUACUUAAAAGUAAUAAUUUCUUUUCAAAAAUUUCCGAAAUUGAAAAACUCUCCCUUGAGAAAUUGGUUGAUCGUUGGCAAUCAUAUAUAACAAAUUCAAAAUGGAUUAUUACCUCGGAUUUUUUUUGGACGUCUCCUUAUUCAUUUUGGCAUUUAGAAGAAAAAUCUCCAGAAUUAUAUUCAAAUUUAUGUAAAUCCCAUCUUAUUAUAUUUAAAGGUGAUUUAAAUUAUAGAAAAUUAGUAUAUGAUUGUAAGUGGAAGACUAUCACUCCUUUUAAAGAAGCUAUUGGUCCAUUAGCAAAUUCGAAAAAUGCACCACCGUUGUUAGCUUUAAGAACAGGUAAAUCGGAUAUAUUUGUAGGACUUGAUGAAGGAAUUGAAGAAAGAUUAGGUACUGAUAAAAGUUGGAUGUAUUCUGGAAAAUAUGCGGUAAUUCAAUUUAGUGAAGGAAGUAAAUGA
Scutellospora calospora is the source of this 1326-nucleotide messenger RNA. The record is from the annotation of a GenBank genome assembly. NCBI's taxonomy places the organism in Eukaryota, Fungi, Glomeromycota, Glomeromycetes, Diversisporales, Gigasporaceae.